GGGCCGGGGCAGGCGGUGCGGCCGGGCGAGGCGCUCCGCAGCGGCUGCUCCAGCUCCUCACGGCGCCGCUGAACGCUCCCAGCUCCCUCCAGCCUGGGGACCGUGCCAUUGCAGACACCCACGGAGCGACUGCUGCCACCGGGGCCGAGCGAGCCUCUGCACACCUCCACAGCGGCACGGACACCGCAGAUACCCUCAUUUUCCGCCCUCCAUUCCUAAAAUCUCUAGGACGGACACUCAUGAGGGUGCCCGGACUGAGCGGCUGAGGGAAAUUGCAUGGCAGAGUGAGAACUGGCUGUUCAGAAGAGGUUGUGGCUGAGGAUUAACAACAUGUCUAAAGAAAUGCAGGAACUACAGAAGCAAUGGCACUCCGUGGUGCAGACCAUCCACAGCAACGCAAAUGUUGUUGCCUUUAUGAAUUCUCGUGUUGGCCAAUAUUUAGAUGACCAUCCUUUUGUUGCCUUAUCACUCCUGAUGUUUAUUGCAGUGUCAGCUAUUCCUGUUGGAUUUUUCCUGGUUUUUGUUGUUACAACAGCUGUAAUGGCCUGUAUUGGUGUGAUAGUCAUGGAAGGUGUUGUCAUAGCCAUAGGGGGCAUAGCCCUCCUGUGUGUGCUCUGUGGCCUGGGAGCCCUGUCCCUGGGAGUUUCUGGAGUGCUGAGUGUUUCCUACAUUGCACUUUCAACUCUGGUCAACUACUGGUGUGCAUCAAGAGGUCAGAUAAGGAAGCAAGAUGUUAAUGGAAGUUUACCACAGAAGCAGCCUGGCUUGGACCUUUCUGCCAAUACUGGAAAGAGUGAAUAAGAAGGUUUCUCCCCAUUUCAUAGGCACUUAGCUGUACAAGCCCAGCCUUUGCUAUGUAAUUGUUUACUCAUUAAGCAUUCAAUCAUUGUGUACUUCUGGAAACUGAGAAAAAUGAAUACACAUCUUACACUGGCACUGUAAACGGGAUCUUAAUAACCAAGAAGUAGCAGUGCAGUGGUAAGAGUAUGUGCAUGAUGGAAUGUUCCACAGUUUGGUAAAGGGAUGCAGUAAUGGUACUGUUAAGUCAAUGGCAAGUAGGUGGAUAGAAAGGGGAGGGAGAUAUUUGAUUUCUCAGAUACUGAAGUUCUGAAUGUACUCUUUAGUACAUAGCAGUGGUCAUUCUGAUACAUACAGAAGUAUCACAGUUCAGAACAGUAGAAACACAUUUUGAAUGUGGAAAAGUGUUUGUAAGCCUUAACAACCUUAGUUAAAAUACUAUCAGUACACCAGGCCAAUGCUUUAUGUUCAUUAUAAAGAGAAAACUGGGUUUGUCUUAUGUCAUGGUCUAAGCUUUUUUCCUCCCUUUAGAUGUUGUGUUAUUCCAAAGGGAUGUUUUACUUAUUCUCAUUGCCUCAUCAUAUCAGGGGUAUGCUUAAGUCUUGUUUAGGUAUUUAAAUUGCCUGGUUUGCUUCUCAGUUGUAGCUUUGUGUAUGUUAUUUAAACUUUUUUCAUUUUUGCAAAUGUUAUUAUAUUUUUAAGCAUAAAGUAACUAUUUUAGUUUAAUAAAGUGCUGUUUGUUUAACCAGA
Molecule: messenger RNA, 1548 nt
Organism: Passer montanus (Eurasian tree sparrow)
Lineage: Eukaryota; Metazoa; Chordata; Aves; Passeriformes; Passeridae
Gene: LDAF1
Product: transmembrane protein 159
Exons: 5
Coding region: 331-801 (156 amino acids)
Source: RefSeq, a predicted model, not a curated record